UACCUGACUCUUGGGAUUUUUGGUCACAUUUGACACCAACAAUAAUUUAAACAAUUCACAAUGGAUCUGAUAUCAGCAGACGUCGAAUCUCAAUAUGCAAGAGACAAGAAUCUCAAAAAAGGCGACAUAGAAGCACUUUUAGAAUGGGCGAAUAAACAAACGCAUCUUCCAAAAAUUAAUGAGUUGCAAGCAAUUCUUUUCCUUCACAGUUGCUACUAUCGAAACGAAGCAGCUAAAGUAACCAUCGACAAUUUUUUCACAGUCAAAACAACGUCUGACUUGUUUAGAAAUAGAGAUCCUUUAUCUGCACCAGUUCAAAAUGCUACUAGUGCUACCCUCUGCACUAGACUUUCCAAAAAAACACCUAAAGGCUAUAUAGUUUACUUAUUCAAGCUGAUAGAUACAAACCCAAGUAACUUCAAUUUUGAGAAUAUAGUUAGAUACGCCGAUAUGGUUAACACGCUGGAACGAUAUCAAUAUGGCAUUUCCACGGGUCUCGUGAUAUUGCUAGAUAUGACAGGAUGGUCAUUAGGACACACUGCCAGACUAGGUCCCCUCGCGUUAAAAACGUUUUUCUUUUACUUGCAGGAAGCCGUGCCUGUAAGACUGAAGGAAAUACAUUUUCACAAUGCAGGGCCAUUUAUUAACACACUUAUGAAUCUACUUAAACCUUUGUUGAACAAAGCGACAGCAGAAAAGAUAUCUAUACAUCAGUCACUUGAUAGUUUAACAAAAUUUAUACCUUUAGAAUGUUUACCUGAAGAUUAUGGUGGAUCAGAACAAAGUAUCUUCGCACUACAUGCGAAAAUUAAAAAGGAUCUCUUAGAAAACAAAGCGUUGUAUGAGUGGGAAGAAACGCUCAUUUUGGACGAAAAGAAAAGGCAAAGUGGCAAAUCAAAAACUAUUGAUACUUAUGGGGCCGAUGGUACUUUCAAGAAAUUAGAACUUGAUUAACAUGUUAAAU
Molecule: messenger RNA, 964 nt
Organism: Zophobas morio
Lineage: Eukaryota; Metazoa; Arthropoda; Insecta; Coleoptera; Tenebrionidae
Product: retinaldehyde-binding protein 1-like
Exons: 5
Coding region: 61-954 (297 amino acids)
Cellular component (GO): membrane
Molecular function (GO): phosphatidylinositol bisphosphate binding
Source: RefSeq, a predicted model, not a curated record